Molecule: messenger RNA, 672 nt
Organism: Impatiens glandulifera
Lineage: Eukaryota; Viridiplantae; Streptophyta; Magnoliopsida; Ericales; Balsaminaceae
Product: transcriptional regulator SUPERMAN-like
Exons: 1
Coding region: 49-615 (188 amino acids)
Source: RefSeq, a predicted model, not a curated record
UUGAAACAACAACAACAAAAUAAUGUUGUUAGUUCAAGAUUGAAUGUCAUGAGAGAAAACAGCAACAAGAACAUGAAAGAAAGAUGGGAGUGUCGGAAUCAUGAUCAAAUGAUGAGUGGGAGUAGUACUACUGUGGGAAUGUUUUCAUGGCCUCCAAGAUGUUACACUUGUAGCUUUUGCAAAAGAGAGUUUAGAUCUGCUCAAGCACUUGGAGGUCAUAUGAAUGUCCAUAGAAGAGACAGAGCUAGACUCAGACAACUCUCUCCUCCACCAGUACUACCUUCUUCAAGAGAUCCUUUCAUCAUCAACCUCAACAUAAACCCUAACCCUAAUCUUGAUCAUCAUUCCCCACCUCAUCCUAUUUCUCCUCUUUCCUCAUCCCCACCCACUCCCCAGAUCAAGAAAUGGACAAAUUUCGAUAAUUAUAUGUUCAAAGGGGGAAACCAUUUGGCCAAACCGACUACCACACCCAUUUGCGCUGCUAAUCUCAGCCAGGAUUUGGAGAAAGAUGAGAUUUUUAUGAAAUUGGAUUUGAAGAUUGGACUGGUUAGAGAAUCAGAGGAUGAUGAACAAGACUUGGAUUUGGAGCUUCGAUUGGGAUACACUCACUACUAGCUAGCUCCUUUUUUGCACCUUUGAUUCUCAGUAAGAUAUAAUAUAUAUAUUAAUUAU